AUGAGGGUAAACUUCUCGGACCAGAGAAUGGGCCAGCAGCAUUCAACUGCGGCGAAAUGCUCUGUCUGCAAAGGCGGCUGGGGCAAAAGUGACAAAACAAGGUGUGGCGGAUCGAUGGCCAUAUGCAAUAGAUGCACGACACGACGGUUUUCGCUGCAUACAGAGAUAGAAGGCGACUCCGCGACGAUAACGCCUUCAAUUACUACAGCUUCUACAGUCACAUUGACCGUAAUGAGAGGACCGCGUAGACCGAGAACAGCUGGGGCAGAAGAUAGACCAAGUAAUUCUCGAAGACCAGUGAACUUCAGCCGAGACUCUGCUCGGGCUGUAAUGGAGAAGCGAAGGAGAUUGAAGGAGAUUGGAUCAUACCGAGACGAAUGGCAAAGAGGAAACUGUCUGACCAGUGGUCCCACUAUAUUCCCUCCGCUCCUCUUCCCUUCCACUGAGAGAUGA
Molecule: messenger RNA, 453 nt
Organism: Marasmius oreades (fairy-ring Marasmius)
Lineage: Eukaryota; Fungi; Basidiomycota; Agaricomycetes; Agaricales; Marasmiaceae
Exons: 2
Coding region: 1-453 (150 amino acids)
Source: RefSeq, a predicted model, not a curated record